AUGGAUGUCCGGACGCUCUUUUCCAGUUACUUCCUGGAAAGAACAGUCUUAAAUGCCGCUGAAAAUCAAAGUGAGUCCACAGCUGAGGAGGAGGAGGAGAGCAGUGCCCGCGAGGGCGCGGAGUGGGGCACUGUCACCACCACGGGGACUCGUGCGGGCUACUCCGUUGUGCUGGGCCUGGGCCUGGCGCUGGCCUGCCUUGGCCUCCUGCUAGCCGUGGUCAGCCUGGGGAGCCGGGCAUCGCUGUCUGCCCAGGAGCCUUCCCAGGGGGAGCUGGUGGCAGAGGAGGACCAGGAGCCAAGGGAACUGAAUCCCCAGACAGAGGAGAGCCAGGAUGUUGUGCCUUUCCUGAAACAACUAGUCCGGCCUCGCAGAAGUGCACCUAAAGGCCGGAAAAUACGGCCUCGCAGAGCAAUUGCUGCUCACUAUGAAGUUUACCCACAACCAGGACAGGAUGGAGCGCAGGCAGGUGUGGAUGGGACAGUGAGUGGCUGGGAAGAAGCCAAAAUCAACAGCUCCAACCCUCUGCACUAUGACCGUCAGACUGGGGAAUUUAGAGUCACUAGGGCUGGGCUCUACUACCUGUACUGUCAGGUGCACUUUGAUGAGGGGAAGGCUGUUUACCUGAAGCUGGACUUGCUGGUGGAUGAUGUGCUGGCCCUGCGCUGCCUGGAGGAGUUUUCGGCCACAGCAGCAAGUUCUCUUGGGCCCCAGCUUCAUCUCUGUCAGGUGUCUGGGCUGUUGCCCUUGAGGGCAGGGUCUUCCCUGCGGAUCCGCACCCUCCCCUGGGCCCAUCUCAAAGCUGCCCCCUUCCUCACCUACUUUGGACUCUUCCAAGUUCACUGAAGGACCGGCCUCCCAGCAGAUUUCCUAGGCUGCUGCCUCCCCACACCGCUCUCUAAACACCCGGUCCCCUUUACCCCACCCUAACCCAUCCCAGGCUCCAGACCCCCGCCCCAUAGACUGCCAGGGCUUGUUCACAUGUUUUCCAUUCCACAUAAAUAUUCCCAUUCCUCUUUUACACCCCACCCACCUCACUAGUUCCCAAGCCCUGAUCUUUCCAUGCCUCUUUAUCCCUUGACUUUCCCCGGGCCACACCCCCCAGGAUGUUGUGUUUACUGACCCUGUGGGCAAGGAUGGGUCCACGAGACCUGGCUUCAGGCACUGAGAGGGGCUGGACCUGUUGGCUGGAAGCCAAAGAGCCUGGGACUAGGCCAGGAGUUUCCAAAAGUGAGGGGUAAGAGCCCAAGGCAAGCUCCCUCCUUGAUAAUUCCCUGUGGAUUUUGAAAACAGAUAUUAUUUUUAUUAUUAUUGUGACAAA
Messenger RNA from Fukomys damarensis (Damara mole-rat), 1321 nucleotides. It is a transcript of the gene Tnfsf12, whose product is annotated as TNF superfamily member 12. Gene Ontology annotation, molecular function: receptor ligand activity; tumor necrosis factor receptor binding. The record is from RefSeq and is a predicted model, not a curated record. The coding region runs from base 1 to 846 and encodes 281 amino acids. Gene Ontology annotation, cellular component: membrane. The transcript is spliced from 8 exons. Gene Ontology annotation, biological process: immune response. NCBI's taxonomy places the organism in Eukaryota, Metazoa, Chordata, Mammalia, Rodentia, Bathyergidae.